AAAUUUGCGCGAGACAUUUUUUCAGCCGUCAUCCGUGUCUGAGCAAAUCGCAACUCGUUCCAAGCGAGAAGUUGUGCCCGCAUCGUCGAAGCGAAAGAAAAGCGCCCGGUGGUUGUUCCCCACUUUUUGCCUCAGUGCUUUUUCGCGUGUGUCCUACCGACCGAGACCUACCCCGUACCAGCGAGAAGAUGGCGUACGAACCGAAGACGGCCCCAUUCGAUCCCCGCUUCCCCAACCAGAACCAGACCAAGCACUGCUACCAGAGCUAUCUGGAUUUCCACCGCUGCGAGAAGGUCAAGGGCGAGGGCGACCAGGUAUGCAAGUACUUCAAGAACGUCUUCUCGUCGAUGUGCCCCAACUCGUGGGUUGAGAAGUGGGACAGCCAGCGCGAGGAGGGCACCUUUGCCGGCCACAUCUAAGGCAUCCAAGCGAACCGGGAGAGGGAGAGAGAGAGUGCGCGCUGAUGUUUGGUGCAACGAUGUCGUCGCUCUCCCGGGAUCCCUUUUUGCAUACACCCUUUGCUAGUAAACCAUCAGAAGUAACAGAAAAUUGAAAUUCAACCUACUACUACUGCUACCACCAGCAAUACAAAUCCGGAAGAAGAAUGUUGUGUCGCGUGCGCAACGUUGCCAUCCGUCACGAUCCACGUGGCGCGGGGCACGCGAUGAAAUUGAAAUAAAACCAUUAUUAAACAGAGAGAACAUAACCCUGUAUCGUUAA
This is a messenger RNA of Anopheles coluzzii, 720 nucleotides long. RefSeq names its product cytochrome c oxidase subunit 6B1 (gene COX6B). The transcript has 2 exons. Gene Ontology annotation, cellular component: respiratory chain complex IV; mitochondrion. The record is from RefSeq and is a predicted model, not a curated record. NCBI's taxonomy places the organism in Eukaryota, Metazoa, Arthropoda, Insecta, Diptera, Culicidae. Bases 189 to 419 code for a protein of 76 amino acids.